AUGCGCCAAGGACGCCUGCUGGCGCAUUCUUCGUCUCGUUGGCACGCAACUGGUGCGCUUACGCUUCGUAUGUUCUUCCACUUGUCACUCGACCAUGAAGUCUGCCUCCAUCCGAAAUAUUUCGGUCCAAACCUGAACGAAACCAUCAAAAUGAAGCUGUUCAACGAAGUCGAGGGAACGUGCACAGGAAAGUACGGAUUCGUCAUCGCAGUCACCACAAUCGACACGAUCGGCCACGGCCUGAUCCAGCCUGGCCGUGGAUUCGUCAUCUACCCGGUCCGUUACAAGGCCAUCGUGUUCCGCCCGUUCAAAGGACAAGUCGUCGAUGGAGUCGUCACACAGGUCAAUAAAGUCGGCAUUUUCUGUGAUAUCGGACCACUUUCAUGCUUCAUCAGUCGUCAUUGUAUUCCACCAGACAUGGAAUUCGAUCCGAACAGUGAGAAACCGUGCUACAAGACCAAUGAUGAGGCGAAUGUGAUUCGGAAUGAUGAUGAGAUCCGUGUGAAGCUCAUCGGAACACGUGUCGAUGCUAACGACAUUUUUGCCAUCGGAACCUUGAUGGACGAUUUUCUCGGACUGUGCCAAGCGGAAUGA
Messenger RNA from Caenorhabditis elegans, 594 nucleotides. RefSeq names its product DNA-directed RNA polymerase II subunit RPB7 (gene rpb-7). Bases 1 to 594 code for a protein of 197 amino acids. The record is from RefSeq and is marked reviewed. Gene Ontology annotation, biological process: DNA-templated transcription; DNA-templated transcription initiation. The transcript is spliced from 2 exons. Lineage: Eukaryota; Metazoa; Nematoda; Chromadorea; Rhabditida; Rhabditidae. Gene Ontology annotation, cellular component: nucleus. Gene Ontology annotation, molecular function: nucleic acid binding.